GUUUCAUUAGUUUGUACUUUGUUUUCGUUUUGACUUGGUUGAGUUUAAGUCAUAUUUUCGGCAUAUUUUUAAGUAUAAGUAUUUAUCAAGAAGAUUAUUAAUUUUAAUUAAAGAAUAUUAAACUUAGUGCCAUGAUAAUUGAUUUCAAAAAGUAACAGGUACAUAGUAUUUAUUACAAUUAUUUUUGCAUUUCAUUAAAAGGCAUUCCUAUUUACUUGUUUUGUGAAGUAUAUUGCUAAUAUUAUCAUGACUACUCUACUGGAUCGUUUGCAAGAACACUUAGUAAAGAAACGACAAGGAUUGAAUGAUGUACAUGAAACUCUAAAGAAAAUUACUGGUCGUGAUACAUUUGAUGAUCAUUUAAACCAUGGUAAAUUUAACAAACGACCACAGGUAGGUGGAGACCAAAAACCACAAUUCAGAGAGUCAUUAAAGAAAGACGUUAAGCGAUUACGAGAUAAUAAUAAACCUUCCUUUAAAAAUGAUAAUCAGAAUCGUAAAGUUUUUGUUAACCCUAAUGAAACGUCUAAAGUUUUCAAAAAUGGAAAUAAUACGGGUAGAAUAUCAGCAAAAGAUCGUUUAGGGACAAUUGUUGCAGAUGAGCAUGAAAAACCUAUAAAGGAAGAAUUUGAAGAUGAUGAUGAUGAUAUGGAUGAUGAUUCUACACCCAAAAAAACUCUUCAAUCGCAAGUCAUGUUGUCUUCUAAAAUUAUGAAAUCUCGUACUGAAGUAUUGGCUGCUCAACAAGGUGAUCAAGUGACUAAAGAACGAAAUCGACGUAUGUUUGGAUCAUUAUUAGGUACUUUACAAAAGUUUAAGAAAGAAGAAACUCAAUUAAAAGAUAAAGAAGAGAAAAAAGCUAAAAUUGAAAGAAGAUUAGAAGAAGAAGCAUUAAAAGAGAAAGAAUCAUUAGUUCUAAGAAAACGAGAAUUAUUUAUGCAAAGAAAACAGCAGCAAAGAGAUAUAAAAAAUAUAGAGAUUAAAAUGGGAUUGGUUAGAAACUUUGAAAUAUUUGAGCGUCAAAUAAAUUGCACAAUGAAUUUUAUUAAAACUGAAUUUGAUCCAUCAGUGUUUUACUUACCUAAAAUACAUAAUGAAAAGACUGAAAAAAAAUUAAGUAAGACACGAUCAUAUUUGAGCAAUAUCUUAGGAAAGAAAAGGAAUAUGGUUGAAAGUCAAAUUGAGAAGUUACUACAACCUGAUGAUGAACAAAUGGAGUUUGAUGACAGAGUGGAAGAUGAAGAAGUAAGAGUAGCUGAUGAUGAAGAAGAAGAUGCUGAUGUAGAUGUUUAUGAAAGGCAUCAAGAUAAUGGAACUUUUAACUAUGAUUAAUAGUAAUUUUUUAUGACAAGUACAAUGAACUCAAUAUUUUGUAUAUUUUAUUGUAAAUAUUGUUUUGCACCUACGGAUAUUCAACAUGAUUUUAAAUAAUUAAUACAAACUUAAGUUGAGCUCAUUUAUUUGUAGACUAAAUCUUUUUUGAAUACAUUUAUUUAUUUUGGUA
Molecule: messenger RNA, 1504 nt
Organism: Aphis gossypii (cotton aphid)
Lineage: Eukaryota; Metazoa; Arthropoda; Insecta; Hemiptera; Aphididae
Gene: Pnn
Product: pinin
Exons: 1
Coding region: 247-1332 (361 amino acids)
Cellular component (GO): catalytic step 2 spliceosome
Source: RefSeq, a predicted model, not a curated record